AUGGACGAGGACGCGCUCCUCGACGAGGACGAGCUGCGCGCCGGCGCGGACGCCGCCGCCGCCGCGAAAGCGGCGGGGGACUGCAGCACGUCCGCGAAGGCGUGCAAGAACUGCUCGUGCGGCCGCGCGGAGAUGGAGGCGGCGGGCGAUGGCGACGCGGGAGGGGAGGGAUCUGGAUCCGCGCCGAAGAAGGAACUCACGGAGGAGGAGAAGAAGAACUUUAAGAGCGCGUGCGGGAACUGCGACUUGGGGGACGCGUUUCGAUGCGCGGGGUGCCCGAAGCUGGGGCAGCCCGCGACGGCGAAGUCGGGGGGAACGAAGGUGACGGUCAACAUGGCGGACGAUCUCCCGUUCUGA
This is a messenger RNA of Micromonas pusilla CCMP1545, 357 nucleotides long. RefSeq lists its product as uncharacterized. Gene Ontology annotation, cellular component: cytoplasm. Lineage: Eukaryota; Viridiplantae; Chlorophyta; Mamiellophyceae; Mamiellales; Mamiellaceae. Gene Ontology annotation, biological process: iron-sulfur cluster assembly. Gene Ontology annotation, molecular function: iron-sulfur cluster binding. The record is from RefSeq and is a predicted model, not a curated record. The transcript has a single exon. The coding region runs from base 1 to 357 and encodes 118 amino acids.